CCAAAAUGUCUGGCUAUCAGCCGUUCUUGCUGUGCUGGGUGGGAAAUGAAACGGCAAAAAUGAAACUUGAGGAUAUUCGUCAAUAAGUGACACGCCUGGGAAUGGACCAAGUUUUCUAUCGACUACAGCAAGAUUCCCAGUUCAAGUCAAAAUAUUUCCAUCAUGAAUUUGGAGAAGUGAUGAAGAAGAAAAAAACUUUGUGGAAUUGUCUAUUUCCAUUUUCCUGGACAAUGGAGGGAGAGACUUUACCUUCUACAAUGUUACCCACACUGAAUGCAUCCUAUGGCUCAUCCAUUACACUGGAGCAGAAGACGACAUUUGCUUUUGUAACUUUAUUCAUUAUCUGGGUGUGCUCCAUUGUCAGGUGUUUUAGGAUCCUUCUUGAUCCUUACCGAAGUAUGCCAACUUCAACCUGGGCAGAUGGAAUUGAUGGACUUGAAAAAGGACAAUUUGACUAUGCUCUUGCGUAG
This is a messenger RNA of Bufo bufo (common toad), 470 nucleotides long. RefSeq names its product cortexin 3 (gene CTXN3). NCBI's taxonomy places the organism in Eukaryota, Metazoa, Chordata, Amphibia, Anura, Bufonidae. The record is from RefSeq and is a predicted model, not a curated record.